Symsagittifera roscoffensis is the source of this 1040-nucleotide messenger RNA. RefSeq lists its product as uncharacterized. Gene Ontology annotation, biological process: dephosphorylation. The record is from RefSeq and is a predicted model, not a curated record. The transcript is spliced from 4 exons. The coding region runs from base 7 to 939 and encodes 310 amino acids. Lineage: Eukaryota; Metazoa; Xenacoelomorpha; Acoela; Convolutidae. Gene Ontology annotation, molecular function: phosphatase activity.
UUGUAUAUGUACAAAGAAGUAUCUAUAAUUCCGAGCGAAGGAUUGAAUUUGGAAUUCGACUGCAGUAUCAACGCAAAUGCAAUGCUGACUACAAAAGGGGCAGAGCAGAUGUUUCAAAUGGGAAAAGAUCUCUAUAGUCGCUACAAGUCCUUCUUCGCAACUGAAUUCGAAAAGAACCCCAGUCGAGCAUUACGCGCAGUUUCAUCACCAACAGAGCGAUUAAUAGAGUCACUGAAAUCUGUUAUGAAUGGGUUUUUGGAAUUUGCCAGUUCGAAGCCAAAUAUUCAAAUUAAUAUCUUGGAUGACGUGAAAAAGAACUACAUGUUUCUGCCAGUUUCAGUAUAUCCUGAGUUGAAAGAGUCCCAGAGAGCAGCGCAUAAUCACAAGCGGAAAGCGCAGUUUGUGCCAGGCUACACAGAAUGGGCAGCGGAGAUGGAGAAGAAAUGUGGCAUUGAUCCAGAGGAUCUGAAUCUCCACCACGUGCGGGACUACCUUUGCUCCUUCUGGACAUUCGAUAUGAUGAAGUUGCUGAGUGGGACUGGGGUGACGAGGACGGAUCUGGAGAAGAGUGAGCGGUUCUGCAGCUACACUGUCGCCAUGGAAACAUUGAACAUUGAGAACGGCUUGAAGCUCGCCUCUGCUGCUCUCUUCCAAGAACUUCUGCGACUGCUGAAACGCGAAGAUGAAAGUACUAUCUGUCUACUAAGUGGUCACGAUACCACUAUCAACUCCAUCAGACUCGCGCUCAGAGCACUCGACUUCACCUGGCCCGACUUCGCCUAUAACGUCGAAUUUGAAUUGUACGAAGAGAAGCUUACCAAGCAACUCAGUGUCUUGAUUCUGUUCAACUUGAAUCCAAUCAUUGUCAAGGUCAUCUCAGAUCAGCCACUCAUUCCGCUUGAAGUAUUCGAAAGUUGGAUACAAACUGAGUUUCUAUAAGUACUUUGUAGUGCAUCCUGUUUUCGUAUUCUUUUUUAUAAAUUGCACGGAGUAACUGCGGUUAGAUUUUGGUCAAAUUUUAUAUUUUGAAUUUAAUGUUU